AUAACCCAGUGAGGUAAGCGUUGAGGGAUCACUGGUAUACAAACUGUUGCCUCGCAGAUGAGAAGCGUCAGAGUGGGAUAGGGAAGCAUCCCGGAUUCAGGGAGGAUAAACCACACAGCGAUAUACUCACCUCAUAUCACUUCACAUCACCUUUACUGGUGAAUCUUUGAGAGGAGACAGGCGAGACAGGUAAGACUGAAUCACAGCCAGCAGGAUCUGGGGUUGAGCUAUGAAACCUACAAGGUUUUACUCCAACUUGGCUGUUGGCCAGCACAGUGCAGUGUGAAGAUGUCAAUAGAUGUGGGCGAAGAUGGCAUCUACAUGCCAGGUGUUACUUCUCUGUGUUCACACAUCCUAUUGGUUAUCUAUCUACCUAGCAGCCUAACUGAGGGGGAGCAGGCAUGGGGUUAUGCCUGGAGCAGUGAUCUCAUUGUGAUGUUCAGAGUUCACGAUCCCAGAAAAAAGCUAAUCUCUAAGGGACUUUCUAAAUAAGAUGGAGAGAAUAUAUUGUGCUUAAACAACAUAUUCACGAGUUCUAUUCAUGUUUACAUACAUGACAGAUUUAUUUAUUUUUAAUCUGUACUUUGAUUAAUUAAUGUGUAUGUGCAUGUUUAUGUGUUUGAGUGACAAACUGUUGCCUAAUCUACAGUAGCCUACUGAUCUUGUAAAAUAUUUAAAUGGUGAAUUUGAGCAAGUGGAUUUCUAAACCAGUACCUAACCUCUCUUAAUCCAUCCACAUCACCACCUGUCCCACACCAGAGGAAGAUGCAAUCAGCGUAUGAUGACCUGGCCAAGCAGAGGAUUCAGCAGGCCAAGGCAUUGUGUUCAGAGGCCAGGGGAGGUAAGAACUUAGAGAUACAGUGGGGUCCGACAUUAUUGUCCCCCUUGAUAAAGAUGAACAUAAUGAAGAGUGACAAAGCUACAUAGGGUCAAGUAUCAUACCCCCAAGACAUGCUAACCUCUCACCAUUACCAAUAACAGGGGACGUUAUGCAUCCAACAAGUGUGUAGUCAUUGCGUGCUAGGAAUAUGGGACCAAAUGCUAGACUUUUGACUACUUUAUUCAUAAGAAUCUUUAGGGGUGUCAAUAAUUUUGACCCAUACCUUUUUUUAGAUUAAUUUUGUAUUUCUUGUUAAAACUUUCUUUGAGCAAUUGUAUUAGUAUAAAAUAUUAUAAUUUCCCCAUUUUCUUCAGCAUACAAAAAAUUCAAUAUUUGAAUUAUUUAUUUUAUACAGUCAUUAUUGCUCAUGUUUUUUAUCAAGGGUGUCAAUAAUUUCAGACCCCACUGUAUACUCAAUUACUAUUCUAUUUAAUUCUAUGGACCUUUCAACUGAAUAUACUUCAAUGACUUCCCAAGGGGGAAAUAAGCUAUGAGAACAGCGGAGUUUGAAUGUCUUUCAGCCUAGAGAUGGAAUUGAAUACAUCUGAUUGAAUUCCAGAGGUGGGACAUUAGGUUUGACACCAGUAGCAAACCGUUCAGACACACGACUGUAAGUCGCUUUGGAUAAAAGCGUCUGCUAAAUGGCAUAUUAUUAUUAUUAUUAUUAUUAUAUACUGUCGAAUGGAAGUGAAUCACAAGUUGUAACAUAUUAGCACUAACUUUGAUAUAUGUUAAGAAAUUAUUACUCACUCAUACUUAUAAGUAUAUAUUAAUAUAGGCUGGAUUGUCUCUGUCAUCUCAGCUCUGGACUUCAUCAGUAAUAUAAUCAAGCAUCAAAGCAUUCUCCACAGCUAAGAGCACGUGGGAUGUAAACCCUUAAACUCAAGAAGCUAUACAGUAGAACUCUGGGGUUAGAACUCACAGAGGGCUGGACAUUCCACAGGAGGCAUUCCGUGUGGUUCUGUUUGUCUGUUUCCGAUGGUCGCAACCAGUUACAGGCGUUGGCAUCAGACCAAUCGGACUCAGCAUAAUGUGAUCGACCCUCGGCUGGUGGGUUUUAUACAGGCCCGUCAAAAGGCAACUCCUGUCGACAACGCAACUGGCAUAAGGCAGGAAUUCACAUAACCCUUCACUGAGAGAGUGAGAGGAAAGAAAGAGAGAGAGAGAGAGAGUGGAAAGAGAGAGAGAGAGAGAGAGAGAGAGAGAGAGAGAGUGGAAAGAGAGAGAGAGAGAGGAAAGAGAGGAAAGCGUGAGAAGAAAGAGAGAGAGGAAAGAGAGAGAGAGAGAGAGAGAAGAAAGAGAGAGAGGAAAGAGAGAGAGUUCCUAUAAGAGCUGCUUCUUCCAAACAUUCUAUUUAUAUACCCAGUUACCCAUGCAACACAACAAACAUUACACACCCUUCUACUCUCAGGGCUAUUCCAAAGCUGCAAUAGAGUAGUACUAUGAUACAUUUGGCCCAUGGUAGUAAACUCAACACUUGGCUUGUGGAUUAGUGAUGGUAUGAUAGUUUGGGUUAUGAUUUGGGUCAGGUCAGUUGAUCCUCAAUCGUUUGGAGCUGAGAGUAAGAAUAGACCUUAAUCUCCCACAUACAGAACACUUCAGGGGGCAUGAGUCCUGAGGCAACCCCUGUUGCUGGGGGAAGCCGGGUUCUCUCUGUCUGUUGCGUCAUCCACUGGGUUUCUCUGACUGACACGGGCCAGCAGGUGGAGGUGCCAUUGUACCAGCCAAACAGAUACAUCUGAUUCUAUUCUCAGAUCUGAGUCUGUGUCGCUGUCAGUGUCUUGGUUUCUGUAAGCAUCUGUCUGUUUGUGUUGUCAGUUCAUGUCUUCCCUUGAUUAUUUAUUUAGUGGUAAAUGGGGUGAGUUACCAUACAAUGGAAAGCACUUUGAGACCUAGUGAAAGACACAUAUAAUACUCUUUAUUCUGUGCUUUUGUGUGUGUAUACCAGGAGGUCUGAACUUGGGGAAGAAGAUCAGUGUACCCAAGGAUGUGAUGAUGGAAGAGUUGAAUCUUCCGUCCAACCGUGGUUCCCGCAUGUUCCAGGAGAGACUGAAGAGGGUGGAGCAGUUCACUCUGGAGAACCAAGUCAACGACUUGUACAGUAAUGUAAGAACACACACACAUACACACAUUCUCACAUACACAGCCUUGCAUCUCUCCUCUAGAGGCCAUGCCAUUUCAAUGCAGAACAGAAUGUUCAAUCAAUGUUCAAAGACAUUCUAUUUAUAUGAAAAAACAACAAGGCAAUACUGUAGAGACCAGUGGAGGCUGCUGAGGGGAGAACGGCUCAUAAUAAUGGCUGGAACGGAGCAAAUGGAUUGGCAUCAAACCAUGUGUUUAAUGUAUUUGAUGCCAUUCCACCUACUCUGCUCCAGCCAUUACCACAAGCCCGUCCUCCCCAAUUAAGGUGCCACCAAUCUCCCGUGGUAGAGACAUGACCAGUGAGAUAUCCUGUUAGACCUGCAGACCUGUCUCCCUGACGAGCAGUAUAGCAGCUUGUUAGCCUGUUGGAUUUAUGACUCAGCUGUGUUUGAUGAGGCAGGGACACCUUGGCCUGUCCGCUCUCACGGUUCCUCUGAGGACGACAACUUGGACAGGGUUAUUGGAAGAAAUAAGAAACAUUGGUCAAUGACCAAUGGACAAACGUUCCCAUGACAAUGCAUCUAGUAGGUCAGCUGCUAGGCAUAGACCAAUAAGAGCAAGAAGACUCAACAGUGUUACACCAGCCAUCUAUGUACAGCUUUCACACAAUGUCCACAACAAGAAAUAGUAAAGACACAGAGUUGACAUGGAGCUAACACAGAACAUUAUUCUGUCCCUGUCCAGGGCCUUCCAGAGCUCAUGCCUUCCCAGACCAUAGAAGAGCCCCAGAAGGGGAAGGAGAACCAGGUGUAUAUGAUGCCAGGCAAACACGGCCUGAUCACCACCCUACAGAAGACUGUGGCCCAGAAGGGCAGCCCCAAUGUCAUCGCCCCAGGUAGCUGGCAACACUGGAGGGGAGAGGUUGGCAGAGGUUGACAGGAGGGAUUAGUAAACAAGACUAUGUCACCUCUAAUUCAGAGGUUGGCAGAAGGGAUUAGUAAACAGGACUAGGUCACCCCUAAUUCAGAGGUUAGAAUAUGGGCUCAGCUUUACUUCAGAUGAGGUACGGAAAUUAUCAACUUUGAUUUCGGGGUGAAAUAUCCUUUUGAGUAUACCCAAGUGGGUAUAUCAGAACAACUGCUAUAUGAGUAUGCAGGAAGGACAAUGUGAGGCAACUCUUUUGAUUGACAGUUUGUUUAUAAAGCAGUGUUUGAGAAUAUCUGAUAACAUUCUGGCUGCUAAUGUGUAGAGUGUAUCAGGGUAACCAUGUCCUGACCAGACACUAGGUUAGUCAGGGUAACCAUGUCCUGACACUAGGUUAGUCAGGGUAACCAUGUCCUGACCAGACACUAGGCCAGUCAGGGUAACUAUGUCCUGACCAGACACUAGGCUAGUCAGGGUAACCAUGUCCUGACCAGACACUAGGCCAGUCAGGGUAACUAUGUCCUGACCGGACACUAGGUUAGUCAGGAUAUCCAUGUCCUGACACUAGGUUAGUCAGGAUAUCCAUGUCCUGACACUAGGUUAGUCAGGAUAUCCAUGUCCUGACCUGACACUAGGUUAGUCAGGAUAUCCAUGUCCUGACUGGACACUAGGUUAGUCAGGAUAUCCAUGUCCUGACACUAGGUUACUUAGGGUAACUAUGUCCUGACCAGACACUAGGUUAGUCGGGAUAUCCAUGUCCUGACACUAGGUUAUUUAGGGUAUCCAUGUCCUGACCGGACACUAGGUUAGUCAGGAUAUCCAUGUCCUGACCGGACACUAGGUUAGUCAGGAUAUCCAUGUCCUGACACUAGGUUAUUUAGGGUAACCAUGUCCUGACCUGACACUAGGUUAUUUAGGGUAACCAUGUCCUGACCUGACACUAGGUUAGUCAGGGUAUCCAUGUCCUGACCUGACACUAGGUUAGUCAGGGUAUCCAUGUCCUGACCAGACACUAGGUUAGUCAGGGUAACCAUGUCCUGACCAGACACUAGGUUAGUCAGGGUAUCCAUGUCCUGACCGGACACUAGGUUAGUCAGGAUAUCCAUGUCCUGACCGGACACUAGGUUAGUCAGGAUAUCCAUGUCCUGACACUAGGUUAUUUAGGGUAACCAUGUCCUGACCUGACACUAGGUUAUUUAGGGUAACCAUGUCCUGACCUGACACUAGGUUAGUCAGGGUAUCCAUGUCCUGACCUGACACUAGGUUAGUCAGAGUAUCCAUGUCCUGACCAGACACUAGGUUAGUCAGGGUAACCAUGUCCUGACCAGACACUAGGUUAGUCAGGGUAUCCAUGUCCUGACCUGACACUAGGUUAGUCAGGAUAUCCAUGUCCUGACCAGACACUAGGUUAGUCAGGAUAUCCAUGUCCUGACCUGACACUAGGUUAGUCAGGGUAACCAUGUCCUGACCUGACACUAGGUUAGUCAGGAUAUCCAUGUCCUGACACUAGGUUAGUCAGGAUAUCCAUGUCCUGACACUAGGUUAGUCAGGAUAUCCAUGUCCUGACCUGACACUAGGUUAGUCAGGAUAUCCAUGUCCUGACUGGACACUAGGUUAGUCAGGAUAUCCAUGUCCUGACACUAGGUUACUUAGGGUAACUAUGUCCUGACCAGACACUAGGUUAGUCGGGAUAUCCAUGUCCUGACACUAGGUUAUUUAGGGUAUCCAUGUCCUGACCGGACACUAGGUUAGUCAGGAUAUCCAUGUCCUGACCGGACACUAGGUUAGUCAGGAUAUCCAUGUCCUGACCGGACACUAGGUUAGUCAGGAUAUCCAUGUCCUGACACUAGGUUAUUUAGGGUAACCAUGUCCUGACCUGACACUAGGUUAUUUAGGGUAACCAUGUCCUGACCUGACACUAGGUUAGUCAGGAUAUCCAUGUCCUGACCAGACACUAGGUUAGUCAGGAUAUCCAUGUCCUGACACUAGGUUAUUUAGGGUAACCAUGUCCUGACCUGACACUAGGUUAUUUAGGGUAACCAUGUCCUGACCUGACACUAGGUUAGUCAGGAUAUCCAUGUCCUGACCUGACACUAGGUUAGUCAGGAUAUCCAUGUCCUGACACUAGGUUAUUUAGGGUAUCCAUGUCCUGACCGGACACUAGGUUAGUCAGGAUAUCCAUGUCCUGACACUAGGUUAUUUAGGGUAACCAUGUCCUGACCUGACACUAGGUUAUUUAGGGUAACCAUGUCCUGACCUGACACUAGGUUAGUCAGGAUAUCCAUGUCCUGACCUGACACUAGGUUAUUUAGGGUAUCCAUGUCCUGACACUAGGUUAGUCAGGAUAUCCAUGUCCUGACACUAGGUUAUUUAGGGUAACCAUGUCCUGACCUGACACUAGGUUAUUUAGGGUAACCAUGUCCUGACCUGACACUAGGUUAGUCAGGAUAUCCAUGUCCUGACCUGACACUAGGUUAGUCAGGAUAUCCAUGUCCUGACCUGACACUAGGUUAGUCAGGAUAUCCAUGUCCUGACACUAGGUUAUUUAGUGUAACCAUGUACUGAUACUAGGUUAUUUAGGGUAACUAUGUCCUGACACUAUGUUAGUCAGGAUAUCCAUGUCCUGACCUGACACUAGGUUAGUCAGGGUAACCAUGUCCUGACCUGACACUAGGUUAGUCAGGAUAUCCAUGUCCUGACCAGACACUAGGUUAGUCAGGGUAACCAUGUCCUGACCUGACACUAGGUUAGUCAGGAUAUCCAUGUCCUGACACUAGGUUAUUUAGGGUAACCAUGUCCUGACCUGACACUAGGUUAGUCAGGAUAUCCAUGUCCUGACCAGACACUAGGUUAGUCAGGGUAACCAUGUUCUGACCUGACACUAGGUUAGUCAGGAUAUCCAUGUCCUGACACUAGGUUAUUUAUGGUAUCCAUGUCCUGACCUGACACUAGGUUAGUCAGGAUAUCCAUGUCCUGACACUAGGUUAUUUAGGGUAACCAUGUCCUGACCAGACACUAGGUUAGUCAGGAUAUCCAUGUCCUGACCUGACACUAGGUUAGUCAGGGUAACCAUGUCCUGACCUGACACUAGGUUAGUCAGGGUAACCAUGUCCUGACCUGACACUAGGUUAGUCAGGGUAACCAUGUCCUGACCUGACACUAGGUUAGUCAGGGUAACCAUGUCCUGACCUGACACUAGGUUAGUCAGGGUAACCAUGUCCUGACCAGACACUAGGUUAGUCAGGAUAUCCAUGUCCUGACACUAGGUUAUUUAGGGUAACCAUGUCUUGACCUGACACUAGGUUAUUUAGGGUAACCAUGUCCUGACCUGACACUAGGUUAUUUAGGGUAACCAUGUCCUGAUCUGACACUAGGUUAGUCUUUGACAGCCAGCUAAGCCUUGUUUGUUGUGCUGGAAUGACACAAAGUUUAACACUUUCUAUUGUAGCCAGGACUGACAUCAGAUCAAACAAGUUUAUGUAGAUGUGUAAGCCCUAAGCACUUUCAGGGACUGUCUAAGUCUAAUCUGACCUUUAACCUCAGGCUACGGGGGCCCCCUGAAGGAGAUCCCCUGUGAGAAGUUCAACCUGACAACCAGGUCCUACUGUUCCCCCUGGAGGGAAGCCCUGGGUGAAAGUGACAAGCUCCUGUCGAUGCUCAGCCCCCAGCCCCCACUGGUGGCCACACUACAGCCCGCCAACUACAGGUGCUUCAACAGGUGAGUCUCAUCACCUCACUAACCCACAUGGGGCUACACUACAGCCCACCAACUAGAGAUGUAACCCUGACAACAACAGGUGCAGCCAGGUCACAAAUGUAGAGACCCGGCCCGCUAACUAGAGAUGUAACCCUGACAACAACUAGACUAGACUAAAGGACCUCUGAGGACUUCACUUCAAAGGCAGGACAAUAUUAUGCAUGACAUUUUCUUUGGAAAGAAAACCAAUUCAAGACCCCACUCAACAAAGUAAGUGAACAUGGCUCAGGCUGAGGUUUAAAGCAUGUUUAGCGCAGGCUUAGUGAUCGCCCAUCCCCCCCCCCCAUCUUCAAAUAAAGCCCCAGAUGACCGAAGCAUGCUAUCAAAUUAACAACACAAUUAUAUCUUAAAUGGUGGAGCCCAUCCAUGUUUCCACUCCCUUUGAAAAGUAACCCCGCCUCUGGCUCGCACCUCCUUGGACUGUGGCUUUCCGGCAUUUGGCUAUUUUAACGCGGGGGGAGGGGUCAGCCACUUAAAGACCGAUGGCGCACGAAGGGGCUCAUCUUACCCUGGCACACACAGUGUGAGGCUACUCCCAGAAUAAAGGCUAAACUUCACACUUCAUUAGUCCACUGUCACUCAUGUGGUGCUUAGUCAUUCAGUAACUGAAGCACACAUGGAUGGAUUGGUUUACUCCUUUAAUUAACGAGAUAUGUGGGUUUAAUUGAGUCUAGGCCAACUGGGAAGAAGAAGGGCGCUCCAUCUAUAGUCAAAUUAUUCCUAUUAAUGUUUCUUCCUGAAUUCCCAACAGAUGUUGAUUAUUUCUGACCUAAAAGGUCGCUAGUCCAGGCCAGGCAGGGUCAUUAGAGGAGAACUUUGUGGAUGACUGGGCAUCACGUAACAUCUAAAAGCUUCUACUUUAGACCUGACUGUUGAGUGAGAAAGAUCUGCUACCCAGCGAAUGUAUUUGAGGUUAUGCAAGCUUGGAUAUACCCAGUCAUUCCCUUCCUCAAAUAUACACUCAUAACAAAUUCAUCCCUCUCUCUCUCUCUCAGAGCAGCCAAGCCUUUUGGAGGCCCACAGCAGCAGAGUAAGAGGGUGAUCCCAAUGAUGGGGUUCGAGCUGUUGGACUCCCAGCACCUCCCUGGUACGACCCUGGACCGCAUGUGUAAACGGCCCAACUUCAACAGAGCACCACGGGGAUGGGGUCACGACUACUCCCCUGAAUCCACCGACUUGUGAUUGGCCCACUGCUCACCUAUGACCUUCAAACUUCCCGUGACCUUUGUGACAUCACAGGCUAAAAGACUGAAGAUGAAUCUGCUCUUAUUACCCAUCCUCAUCCCUCUGGAUUCAAAGAUGACCGAUCCAGGUUAGGUAGAAGUUGCCCCUAAAUACUGACUAAUCUAUUUAAUGGUUAUGUUAGGAUAAGGGUAGAUCUGGGGUUAGGCGCAACUUCUACCUCGAGUGAUCCCUCUGUUAUUGAGUCAGUGCCAUAAGGAAAAGACUUGUGAAUGGUAAGAUGGUUUACUGAUGAGAGCUGUGGGUAGGCCUGUGUGGAGGUUAACUGAGAUCUUCUGAAUCAAUCAACAGUUCCUUAUCAGAGCUGAGCCCAGGCCAACAAAGGCCAGCUGAGGGGAGAGAUGAUGUCACUUCUUUCCCUGUCCUUUCUUUCAUCCAAACGCCCUCUUACCCAUCCUCACUCCCCGAUUUCUCAACACUUGCCUCCCUUCCAUCCCCCGUUCACUCUUCCCUCCCUCUUUCUGACCCCCCCCCCUGUUAAUAAAGGACUGAUAGUGUGAUAUUGAUUAAUUUAAAUGUAAAUUAUAGAGUACUUGUUUUAAUGGCAUAAGCGGACAACAUAUGUGAAACAUUUCAAUAAUAAACUGAAUGAUGUUGUGGAAAAAGAAACUUGUUUCAAAAUGAGAAACAAAUCCAUAAUAUGAAUAAGAAUCUAAAAAUGGUCCUUUCAGGAGAUCGACUCUGCAGGAUGCUUUGCACAUUUCAACAACUCUUCUGAUGUACACUCAAUACACUGAUCAAUGACGGGUGGGUAUAGAUAUUACAUUAUGCACCACCACGCACAAAACACAGUAGCCCUAAAAACUUAAAAGAACGCACUUAUGAUACCAAAUUCCCGGAUUGAGCUGGAUUUGACUUCACACCUUUAGUUGUUCACCGUUAACUCAGAUCCACUGCUGAGAUAUGGUUAAACUGAGUGAGUGGUCAGCCAUUUUGUAACACCCUUGUGAACCUCAAGACGUAGGAUGAUGACGUUGCUCCUAGAAGCAGUUCCCAGGUCAGUUAGGUGUUUUUUCCCCUAAUUACUAUGAUGAGGAUUGGUGGAAGGUAAGUUGAUCCAAGAUCUGUGCCUAAGGGCAACUUC
Molecule: messenger RNA, 9969 nt
Organism: Coregonus sp. 'balchen'
Lineage: Eukaryota; Metazoa; Chordata; Actinopteri; Salmoniformes; Salmonidae
Source: the annotation of a GenBank genome assembly